This is a messenger RNA of Oikopleura dioica, 2229 nucleotides long. The record is from the annotation of a GenBank genome assembly. Lineage: Eukaryota; Metazoa; Chordata; Appendicularia; Copelata; Oikopleuridae.
AUGAAACUAGGAUCAGAGACUUUUGAAGGAUGCGUUAAGGAUUUGAAGCUCGGAAGCGCACCCAUUGGUCUCGGUCUACAACCUGGAAUUGAUCCUGACAAUGCCCCCUCUGACGAUCUCGUCUUCUUCCCAACCGACGACGAUUUCUGCAUCUCAACCGAGUGCGCUUUCGAUUCUUGCAUCUACUCAAGCUGCAGCGGUAACGGCGCUUGCAUCUCCGAUUCCGAAGUCCACCUCUGCAUUUGCAACGAGGAAUUCGUUGGUGACUACUGUAACAUUACCGCGGCUUGCCAGGAUAUUGAUUGUGGCGAUUUCGGGUACUGCAUCGGGAUGAACAACGGAACUUGCAUUUGCGAUGAAGGUUUUGAAGGAGAAAAUUGCGAAGUAAACAUUGAUGAUUGCGAGAGUUCAUCUUGCAGUAGAUUUUCGACCUGCAUCGAUGGGGUGAAUUCGUACGAAUGUUCUUGCGAUAGUGGCUUUUUUGGUCCCCAUUGUACUAUCACGAAGAAUUCUACUUGUGCGGAUUCGCCCUGCUUAGACGAUGAACAAUGUGUUCCAGUGGAUAUAAAAUCGAUGGAAUUCAAUUUCAAAUGCGUGAAGAAAGGCCCUGAUUGCGUGGAACCAUGUCCUGAAGGACUUGUUUGCCGGCAAGAUCAAUGCGUUCCCAUCGACUACUGCGAGUUUGUCGACGAAUGCCAAAAGAACAGCUAUUGCUGGGUGAAGAAUAACACGGCUUCAUGUGUUUGCCUGCCUGGUUGGGAAGGAGAAUCGUGCGAGAUCGACUUCGACGAGUGCGCUGUUCAUUCUAGCCAUGGAGAACCUGUCUGUAGCGAAUUCGGGACUUGCAUCAACAUGCCUGGGACGUACAGAUGCGAGUGCAUGGAUGGAAUAACUGGACCGUUCUGUACGAUUGACGUUGAUGAGUGCAUUGAAAAUCCGUGCAAGAAUAGUGGACGAUGCGAGAAUGAAUUUGGCGGAUACAAGUGCUACUGCUACAGAGAAUUCUACGGGGAGAAUUGCGAGUUUGCUUGUCGCCCGGGAACUUGUCAGAAUGAUGGAGUUUGUCUUACUGAAGAUCUGGAAAAUGGAAAUCAAGGCUGGAGCUGCAAUUGUCCCGAGCAUAUUUAUGGCGAAAAGUGUGAGCAUAUUUCUCCCUGUUACUCUGUUCCUUGUGGCGCAGAAAAUGAAUGCGUGGUGAACGUCACAGAAAUUGCAAGCGGCAAAAACAAAAAUAAAUUCGAGUGCGAAUGCUCCGAAGGCCUGACCGGCAAGCUUUGCAACUUCGAAGACCGCUGUUUCACCGACGAUCCUUGCCUCAAUGGACCUUGCACUCCGGAAGAUGACAAGUUUUUCUGCGAUUGUACCGACACUGGCUUCAGUGGACAAACUUGCGGUGAAGACAUAGACGAGUGCAGUCUCGAAAUUGACCCGUGUGGCGAUCAUGGAAGCUGUUUUAACACUCCAGGAAGCUUUACCUGCGAAUGUGACGAUGGAUACUCCGGCAUUCUUUGCGAGAUCAAGGAUUUGUGUUUCGAGGUUUCGUGCUCCGAUCAAGGUCAAUGCGACCCUUCAACCGGAUUCUGCAUCUGCAAUCCUGGUUUUCUCCCGCCUGAUUGCUCAGAAAUCGAUAAUUGCUUCGAAGUCACGUGUUUGAAUAAUGGAACGUGUGCUGAGGGACUCUGCGCAUGUGACGACCGAUGGGUCGGUCAGAAUUGCGAAUUCGAGAAUCCUUGUGAGGAAGAUCUUUGUGGAAAUGGACGCUGCAAAGUAGAUGAGAUGAGUGGGCAGGCAGAGUGCGAGUGCAACUUUGGAUAUAUUGGCAAACAGUGUAUUCAGGAAGUCACCUGUGAAUUUCUCGAAUGUCCGUCAUCACAAACAUGCAUCGAUGAGUCUCCACCUAAAUGCAUCGACAAAACUCCUCAAAACCCAAAAGACAAAAAAGAUCAGCGAACCAACGAAAAACUAGGCGGAAGCGUUAUCGAAACACAAGGAACACUAGAAUCUGGCCUCACUCAUACGCCAAGUACAGUUGCUUUACCCUGGAUCAUCGUGAUUUCCGUGAUUGGCAGCAUCAUCGUUAUUGGACUGAUAACAUUUCUGGCGGUGUUGAGGUCGAAAAGAAGAGCAACAGGAACAUACAGUCCGACUCGACAUGAAAAACAACCCGAAGUCAUCAAACAAACAAUGUGGAAAUCUCUGGAAUCUCCGGAGCCCGAACGGCUUAUAUAA